Messenger RNA from Parasteatoda tepidariorum (common house spider), 725 nucleotides. Its product is annotated as stomatin. Lineage: Eukaryota; Metazoa; Arthropoda; Arachnida; Araneae; Theridiidae. Gene Ontology annotation, cellular component: plasma membrane. The record is from RefSeq and is a predicted model, not a curated record.
AACACAAUAUUCUCGAGUUGAUAAAUAUGUGCAGAUAAUGAUUUUCGAAGAAACCAGCAGGUUUGGUCAAGGUUAGACAAGUCCAAUAUCCAGUGAUGUCAAAGGAAAUCACAUGUCCGAUGAUUCAUGUAAGAUCGCACAGAAAUCGCGACUGCGAAUCUAGUCAGGUCUACUUUGUUGGGUAUAUAAGUAACAACUAUCACUUUCUGGAGAUAUCAUUUUUAAAUGCAAAACAAUGGAUGCUGACCUUUUUAUUGAAAAUGAUGAAACUAAACAGUCAUCCUCUGUCACAUAUAAAGUUGUUAAAGAAUACGAACGAGCUGUAAUAUUUCGACUGGGUCGUUUUUCCAAAGGAGGUGCUGCAGGACCUGGUCUGUUUUUCAUACUUCCCUGCACUGAUGUUUACCGUAAAGUAGAUCUAAGAACAGUAUCUUUCAACGUCCCACCUCAAGAGGUUUUGACAAAGGACUCCGUUACCGUUGCUGUAGACGCCGUUGUUUAUUUUCGAAUCAGUGACGCAACAGUUGCCGUGUCGAAUGUCCGUAACUAUGCUUCGUCCACUCAAUUGUUAGCAAUGACAUCACUAAGAACGGUCCUAGGCACAAAAAGUCUAUCUGAAAUACUAUCCGAAAGAGAGCAAAUCAGUCACGUGAUGCAGACCGGUUUGGAUGAAGCAACUGUGUCUUGGGGUGUGAAGGUGGAGCGAGUUGAAAUCAAAGACGUUC